Molecule: messenger RNA, 1176 nt
Organism: Gordionus sp. m RMFG-2023
Lineage: Eukaryota; Metazoa; Nematomorpha; Gordioida; Chordodea; Parachordodidae
Product: rhodopsin-like
Exons: 6
Coding region: 1-1176 (391 amino acids)
Biological process (GO): cellular response to light stimulus; visual perception; phototransduction
Cellular component (GO): plasma membrane
Molecular function (GO): G protein-coupled photoreceptor activity
Source: RefSeq, a predicted model, not a curated record
AUGAAUUUCACUUCUUGCGAAUUACUGAACGAUUAUGAAUACCUGUACAGUCUAACUAGUAAACGAAAUGGUAGUAAUCCUUUACCUUCAUUGGCCAAUUUAUCCCGCCAAUUACUUAAUUGCAAUACGGGUAAACUAUUCGCUUAUUGGUUAAUUUCCUACCCGCCAAUUCCUAACUGGAUCCAUUAUACAGUUGGUUCUUUCAUGAUUUUCGUCAUGAUAAUCGGUGUCUCUGGAAACGUUAUAGCCUUUUGGAUCUUUUCUAGUACAAAAUCGUUACGCACUCCGUCAAAUCUCUUACUCCUAAAUUUGGUGUUCAGCGAUUCCAUGAUCCUAUUAUCCAAUUGCCCUCUCAGCAUAAUCGCGAUAUUCAGAAAAAAUUGGUACCUUAAAGAUCUGGGUUGCAACUUUUACGGAUUUACUGGAGGCUUAUUUGGCCUAUUAUCGAUCAAUACCAUAGCAUCGAUAGCGUGCGAUCGCGCGUUUGUCAUCGUAAACAGCCUCAAGGUCAAAAAAAUCAACUACAAGCAGGCCAUAUUUAUAAUCAUCCUCAUUUGGUCGUAUUGUCUCUUCUGGUGUCUUUUACCACUGGGCGCUUGGAGUUCUUACGUGUUCGAAGGUCCUCUCACAUCUUGCACCAUAAAUUACGUCAGUAGGGACAAAUCAACUAUUUCCUAUGCCCUAUGCCUCUUCAUAUUUUGCUUUUUGACGCCACUGUCCAUCAUCACGAUCUCGUAUAUCAUCAUAUUUCGGACGAUCUUCAUGAAAAACAAAAAAAUCACCCUGCAAUUGAAUAGGAACUCCGCCUCGAGACAUCUCGUACAUCCACGCGGAUACGCGUUAAAUAUUAAAAUCGCAAAAAUGUCCAUUUAUCUACUGAUUGGAUUUUUAGUAGCUUGGGGGCCUUACGCAAGCCUGCUCGUCAUAUCGCUGAUCGGCAAGACGUCAAUUAUCACGCCGAUAGUAACUUUAUUUCCGGCCAUGUUCGCGAAAACGUCUGCUGUAUACAAUCCAUUCAUCUACGCGUUCACAUACCAGAAUUACAAAAAGGCAUUGCUUAGAAAAUUCGAAUAUUCCUGGUGCAAAAAUUACCUAAAAAAUGACAAUCUUUUAGGGUUCAGUCAGCUUUCGCAUAGUAAAAUUAGAUCGACUAUACAUAGAAAUACUGCACUAUAA